Equus quagga is the source of this 4731-nucleotide messenger RNA. RefSeq names its product chromosome 5 C1orf167 homolog (gene C5H1orf167). The record is from RefSeq and is a predicted model, not a curated record. NCBI's taxonomy places the organism in Eukaryota, Metazoa, Chordata, Mammalia, Perissodactyla, Equidae.
AUGGAGCUGAGACCUGACACCAGCCACAAGGAGAAUGUGGCCCCCAGGCCUGCGACGCCCACGAGGCCAGAGCAACGGAGGCUCCGGAAGAGCCUGGGUGUCGGCCUGGGCAGUGGACAUGGCCGGUGGGUGCCCAUGUGCCAGGCCAAGAGGGGAGGGCCUGCCGCCACACCCUCCCCAGGGGCAGUGCUUUGCCAGGAGCCCUGCCGAGUCCAGACCAACCUGGCCAGCCCCAGCCCCGGCCUGGGCCUCGCCCUGAAGGACACGACUGGCCGGCUCAUCAACUCAGGCUUCUGGCAGCAGAGCAACCUGCAGCGUCUGGCCAGGAGGCCCCAAAGGAGAGCCCCCGGGUUUGCCGUCCAGCAGAGUAACCUGAGCAUGAAGGAAGCCACCUUGGCCGAGUGUGGAAGUCACACCAGCCCCCAGUCGGAGCCUCAGGAAAGCGUCUGGCCCCACAUGAUGCCCCAGGCAGGCUCCCUACCCCGAGGGCCCUUGGCUCCCCCAUCCUCCAGCCUGAGGCCAUCCCAGCUGCUGGCCACAGACACCCGCUGCCCAGACUUCAGGCCCGCUGCUGACUAUGCCCCUCUUGGUGGGCAUACACGGCCAGGCCCCAGGUCCUGGUGUGGCCUGGGGAGCUGGACCUCCAGGCUCAUGGGGGAGCCCCUCACCCUGGAGGACCUAGCUGUCCCUACCCAGAGCCAGCCUUGGGCCCCACCCCAAGCUGCUGUCCACCAGCUGCUGGCCUCCGUGCAACACCUGGAGCACAAGGCAGCCGGUCUCAGGUGCCGGGCAUCCCGGGAACCCCUGGGCCCUGUGUGGCAGGAGCCCUGGACCAGUGAUGGCCAGGCGCUCCCCGCUUGCCUCCAGCCCAGCCAAGCUGUUCCUGCUUCCUGGGAUAAGAGGAAGAAAUUCCCUUCAGGUCUCAGGGAAACCGAGGAUUCCCCAGAGACCCCAGGGGUCGGGGCUGGCCUCUUCGACUCUCAGGCAGGCAGUAAGCCUGCAUCACCGGAGACCACAGUGGGGAUGCUGACUGGGGAUGUCCUUGAUCCCGAGCAGGGAGUCCUUCCUGCCCAUCCCCUGAGACGAGGCGGAAACUGCUCCCCAGGGACUGUGUUCGGCAGCGGGCAGAGGGGGGACCCUCUGCUCCCUCGAGGGGCUGGCAGCAGAGAGCCCGGACUCUGCUCUUCAGCCUUCUCCCAUGCAGCCUGGGGCGUCCUUCCUGGGUGGGAAGGAGGGGAGGGGACCCCGCAGGAGCAGGUCAGCAGGAAGGAGGAGAGGAUGGCUCCCUGUCCACCAGGCGCGGCCCCGGCGAGGAGCGGCCUGCAGAACAAAGCCGGAAGCACUGUGAGCCUGGCGUCUGAGACAGCUCGCUGGCGGCUGCUGUCCAGGUGUUUCCGAGCCUGGCAGCACGUGGUGCAGACGCGGCAGGCAGUGGUGGCGGCGCUGGCGCUGGGCCGCCGGAAGCUGUUGCGCAGGGGCCUACGGGCGCUGCGGUGGGCACUGUGGCUCCGGGAGGCCCAGCUGGAGGUGGCGUGGGGGCGACACACGCAGGCCCUGCUGGCCCGGAGCUUCCAAAAGUGGAGAAACCUGACUUGGCAGCAGAAACAAGGGCAGCCCCACGUCCAAGCUGGGCCAGGACCCCCAUCCUCUGGGGAAGGCCAGGGCCAAGGCCCCGUGGGAAGGAAGCCAGUGCUGGACCGCGCCGGGGGAGGCAGCUCCUUCCUCCAGGGCAUGAGGCGGCGGAUGCUGCAGCGCAUCCUGAGGAGGUGGCGCUUGAGGGCGUGGGGUCCAGGCACCCCAUCAGGCAGCACCAGGACCCCCUCUGCCCCAGAACCGCUGGGCGGCAUCCCGGGAUGGGAGGCCUCGCUGGGCUGCAGCACACCGGGCAGCUCGCUGGAGGAGGCGUCCAGGGCCCCCGCCCUCCUGGAGAGCCUCGGGGGGAGCUUGCCGUGGGCAGCCGGGCGGCAGCAGGGGCGGUGCCAGCAGCCCCGAGGCGCAGUGAGGUGGCACCAGAGCACCCUUCAGAGGCGCAUCCUCCUUGGCUGGAGCCGCUGGGCAGCAGCCCAAGGGGCCCAGAGAGAGCUGGCUGUCCGCUGGGCCUGGGCUCGGAGCUGCAGGGCCACACUGGGCCUGUGGCGGCGGCGGCUGGCGCAGUGGCAGGAGGCGGAGCAGUGGGCCCGGGAGCGGGGCCGGAGACGGGUGCGAGAGGCCCUGUGCCACUGGCGCUCCCACUGGCAGAGGCAGCAGUUCCUGCAUCAGAAGUACCAGAGGUGGGUGCAGGUCCACCUCCAGGGCCUGCGGAGGGCCGUGUUCCAAGGCUGGCAGCAGGCAACAGCUCGUCGGAGACACAUGGUGGCUGAGCCAGAGCAGCUCCUACUGCAGAGCCAUUUCCAGGCCUGGUGUGGAGUUGUGAGAGACACAGGUGUGCUCCGGGCCAAGUGUCGAGCCUUCCAGGAUGGCCUGAGGAGACGGGCACUGUGGGCUGCCUUUGUCACAUGGCAGGAGUCCCCAGUGGCCGCAGCCUGGGCACAGGAGCAGCGCGUGACCCGGGCCUCCAUUGCCCACUGGAGACGCUGUGCUCAGGGGGGCCGGGCAGACAGGCAGCUGAGGAAGGCCCAGGCCCAUCAGGCCUUCACAUCAUGGAGAGUGGCCCUGGGCCAGCGCCACGAGGCCCGCCAGCAGGCAGAGGAGGGAGCUCGGGCCCAGGCCUGGGUGGCCCUGUGCUGGACGCUGUGGGUGCGUGAGUCCCGCCUACACAGGCUCAGCCGAGCCCACGCUGCCCGGAAGCUGAGCGCCAGGUGGGAUACUUGUCCCUGUUGUGUGAUAUUCGGCUGCUCUCCGUGCCCAUUUCACCCUGAUUUCUCCAGAAGAGGGAUGAGGGGAGGAGGAACCCAGGCUGGGGGCUUUGUCUGGAGGUCCCCUUCCCGCAAGGCACUGGCCAGGGCUGGGGAGGGCUCCCUACACGGCUGCCAGAGAGUCCUGGCCCUGAUGGCCUCUGGUGUGAGUUCCUCCCUCUCCCCCAGGGUCCUGGAGGCCUGGGCCCGGUCAGCAGCCCAGGGCCGUGUCCAGAGAGCCACCAUCACCCAGUUCCAGCAGGCUGGGCCCAGGCACCUCCUGCGGACCCACUGGGCCCAGUGGCAGACAGCGCUGCUCAGAGUGAGGCUGGAACCACCGUCCAGGGCCCGGGAGGCCAGCACAGCCCACCCCAGGCCCAGGUCCGACCUUAGGCACUGGCCCAGCCUGGCCAGCAGAGGGUGCCUCCUGGUGGUGAUGGACGCCACAGCCCCGUGGCAGCAGGUGAAGCAGGGCGCAGGUGACAGAGAGCCUCCCCUCUGCCACUCCUUCCAGCUCUGGCUGCACUGGCCUGGACACAGCAGCUGGACACCGAAUCGGCUCCCUACAGGACCAGGAGGGGGCUGCAGCUCUGAGACCGGCACCCUCAAGGGCAAAGGCGAGGCUGACAAUCAGAGGCGGCUGGGAGGCACUGUUUCGCCGGCUCCAGGGUACCCAGCAGGCCAGGCGCCUGGCAGUGACAUGGCAGCGUUGGGUAGAUGCUCAGGGGGCAGAACAGCUGGCUCGGACACUGGUGAGUGGGGGCAGCCCCUCCCCACCCUCACACUGAUCUGCCAUCUCAACCCUAAACUAGAAACAAAGUUUCUCAAAGUCUGGUCUUUGGACGGACCACAUCUGAACCCUUGGGGGACAGGCUCAGGAAUCUGCAUUUUUAAGGCACCUCAGAUGACACCUGCCUUGUUACAUCCCUUUCAUCCUGGUGCCGCAGAGCUGCAGGGGGAGAGGCAGCAGAGCGGCUGGGGCUGCCGGGGAGCGCGGGUGCCAGAGGCAGCAGCAGGCCCAGCUCGGGGCCUUCUCUCAACUGUCCCUGUAGCUCCUGCAGUGGCACCUGAGAUGGGCCUGGCGAACGUGGCGGAGGUGGGUCCUGCGGCUGCGGGUGGCUCAGCGAUUACAGCAGCAAGGCGACGGCUGGGUCCUUUCCCAGGUACUGGGGGGCAGCCGCCACCCUCCAGUAGGCCACCUGGACAUUUCCGGGCUGUGGGCCCUCCCUGCUCACCACCCCAGGGCCUCUCCAUUUGCAGGGAGGGAUCAGCUCAGGUAGAGAAGACAGCUUGGACUCUAGAGCCCUUGGCCUUUGAGAAGUGGCAACAGGACCUGGCAGCCAGGGGCCUGAUGAGAGGAGCCACUGGCAGCCCGAGACCCCUGAGCAAGCCAGCCAUCAGGAGCCCUGGGAGCAGGCUGGAAGCUGCCCAAGCCCCUGAGUGUGCUGGACUUGGGGCGGAGCAGGGGGCCCAGCUGCAGCUGUGACUUGUUCCCAUGGAAAGAAAAACAGAAACCGAGCCCAGCCUUCCCAGCGAAGGCACCAUGCCCCACCCCCCGGGGAGCGAGGCUGUCAGGCCAGCGCCCAUCCCAGGAGCUCCAAAGGACAAUAAAAUGCCCUCUGUAGUCCUGGCUGCUUCUCUUGCUCAGUCUCUCCUAAAGCUGCCCCUUGGCCCCAGCCCGCCCGACCAGGGAAGGAAGGGAAGAGGACGUGCCCACAACUGCGCCCGCCUCCUCUGCCAUCAGGCUGCUCUCUGGACGUCCAGCCCCACCCUCCUUCUGCUGAGCCAGCGAAGACCAGCAGGCAGGGACGAGGACAGGGAUCAGCUAUGUGCAUCUGCCAGUCACCGCCCCUGGGCAGCGGGGCUUGAGGGCUGACUCCUGGGGAGCAAGGCCAGG